AUGGGUAUUUGCAGCUCACAUGAAAUAACCCCAGCGGCCACAGCAAAGCUCAUCCUCCAAGAUGGCCAGCUUGAGGAAUUCUCCUACCCAGUUAAGGUUUCACAGAUACUAAAAGGAAACCACAGCUAUUUCGUAUGCAAAGCUGAUGAUAUGGACUAUAAUGCCUGCAUUCCAGCCAUUGAUGGUGAUGAAGAGCUUCAACUAGGUCAGCUUUACUUUGUGCUGCCUGUAAAUUGGAUAAAUAGUCGGCUUAGCCCUCGUGAUAUGGCUGCCUUGGCUGUUAAAGCAAGUUUGGCUCUUAAGUCCAGUGGCGGACACAAGAUUUUGCCUGGGAUAAGAAGGAUUGUUCCCAUGUUAUAUGCUAGUAACAAGAAGGCUGUGGAGUGCAGUAGAAUGGUCGGCAAUGGCUGUGGUGGUUGCGGUGACGGUGACAGCCACAGUGGAAAAGGAUUGGAGGUGAAGAGGAAAGGGAGGAGCGUUGGUCGGAGAAGAAGUAAAAUAUAUAGACCGAACUUAAGCGUCAUCACGGAGGAAUAA
This is a messenger RNA of Hevea brasiliensis (rubber tree), 537 nucleotides long. RefSeq lists its product as uncharacterized. Bases 1 to 537 code for a protein of 178 amino acids. The record is from RefSeq and is a predicted model, not a curated record. Lineage: Eukaryota; Viridiplantae; Streptophyta; Magnoliopsida; Malpighiales; Euphorbiaceae. The transcript has a single exon.